AUGGAUUACUCAUUGAUCAAUGAAUAUGAAAACAAAAUGUUGGCUGGUUUGUUACGAGAAUUUCGAACAUAUUUAGUUCCGGAUAUAAAGAAGAGAAUUCAGGAUGUACGACAAAAGCAAAAGUUGUGGCAUGCUGUAUUAAAAGAUCUAGAUCAGAGAAAAAGUAAGGUGUCAAGUGUACAUCUCCUGGAAAGAGAAAUCAGAGACUUUGUUUCUAGACUUCAGAAUGUCCUUGAAACUUAUUUCAACGAGUACCAACGCAGAAGAGGCAGAAGCAUAAUGGGAAAAUUCAUUGAUGAAUUCAAAUUCUUCAAGAUGGCUGAUUUAGAUGUUAAAGAGAUUAAUAUGCAGAUAAGGAUGACCAGUUGGUAUUUAGAUUUUGUAGGAGCAUUGAGUAAGACAGAAACUCAGUUAGCAAAUGAGAAUCCAGAAACCGAGAUCCGACAAAAGUUGAGGAGAAGCAUCUUUGACUCUGGAGAAAACGAUAUUGUUGUGAAGGAUCCCAGACUUCGAACUAUAAAAUCUUCUCUGCUUGAUGGCAAAGACGGAGUUAUUCGCAUAUAUGGCAGAGGUGGCAUAGGGAAGACCGUACUUGCCCACAAGUUAUAUAGUAGUCCUUCUGUUCAGUCCCACUUUUACAUUUGUUCUGCGGUAGAAAUUGGCCCAGAAUUUGCAUUAAGAAAUGUUCUUGAAAGUAUUGUAGUACAACUUCCAGAAGGGAGAGAGAGAGUAAAGCAACCAGAUCUAACACUUGAAACAGUUGCAGAACAUUUUAAAGAAUAUGGAAAAAAUAUGAGAUACUUGUUUGUUUUGGACGACAUACGGUCCCUGGAUGAACCAGAUGGACUUGAUGAACAAGAUGGACUUGAUGAACCAGAUGGAUUUGUUCAUGUGAUGCGGCGUUUAAGCCCAUUUGACUCUUUCCAGUUAUUUCAGAAAACAUUCUUGAGGGACCCUUACGGAUUAUCUGCCUUAUCCUCUAUUCUAGGCUUGAUAAAUUUUUUAUCUUAUGUGGUGUGUAACCUACACGCCUAUUUAAUGUUAGUCGACAUCUACAUUAUGGAUAAAAUGAUUGGAAUGAAUGAAACACAGAGAAUUAAAGAAUUAACAGAUGCUGAAUGUCCAGGUCAUUUUACGCGGUUCAAAAAUUCAUCGCCACUUAAAGGAAGAAUCCAGAUUGCUCUGGGUAUUUCAUCUACUGUCUUCUCACCUAUUCUGGACUUUAAGAUCCUUAGCUUUGACUUCCCUGCUAGAUGUCUCUAG
This is a messenger RNA of Olea europaea var. sylvestris, 1263 nucleotides long. Its product is annotated as disease resistance protein RPP13-like. The record is from RefSeq and is a predicted model, not a curated record. NCBI's taxonomy places the organism in Eukaryota, Viridiplantae, Streptophyta, Magnoliopsida, Lamiales, Oleaceae. The transcript has 6 exons. The coding region runs from base 1 to 1263 and encodes 420 amino acids. Gene Ontology annotation, molecular function: ADP binding.